Messenger RNA from Bactrocera oleae (olive fruit fly), 2189 nucleotides. Lineage: Eukaryota; Metazoa; Arthropoda; Insecta; Diptera; Tephritidae. The record is from RefSeq and is a predicted model, not a curated record.
AGUUUCGGCAACUCUGCCAAAAGUGACUUUGUAUCAUGGUAUCCGCUACACCCCUUUGCGAUGCUUUGUAGUGCUCACCAAAGAACGUAUAUCAUAAUAUACGUUCUCUGUGCACACCUCUAUAUACCACCUAUGCUGUCAAAUUGUGAUUGGGCAUUGUGUAAAUUUAAUUCGAAAAUCGUCGGCGUAAAAUAUAAUACUUUGAAGCAAUAGAAAUUAUUUUAAGAUUAUAUUCCUUUACAGAAAAUAAAUAGUGCUUUGAAAAAUUAAAUUAAAGCAAUUAUAUUAAGGUAUACACAUUGACAAAAUGUAUGAGCUUAAAACAAUUUUACCGGAAUAUGCUUUACAAUUGCCAACUUGCAUGUAUCCAAUGAAAGUACACAAUAAUUCGGUAGCUUCAGAAAUUAUAAAAGCUGACGCAAGUAGCGGUUUGUGUAAUGGCAAUGCUAAUCCUCUUGCCACGUCCGCUGUCAACUCCCUUGGGCCGAAGAAAAAUGUGUGCGCGCUUGAUUUGGACAAUUUAAGUGCACAAAUCCAGAACUUACUCAAGGUUAAUUUUCAAAAUUGAUUAAUUAAUUUAUUUUCCAUUUGUGUUUGUCAUAGGUUUUUUUUUUAUAUGUAUUUAUGUUUUAUAGAUUUUUUCGUUAAACGCAGUGAACUUACAUCAUUAUAAAAAAUAGUCAUAAUUUUCUAAAUAUGAUUGUUUUUGAGACUGCUUAACUAUUAACACACUUCAUAUGCGAACUUUUUUUAAAUCUUAUGUUUUGUUUAGGUUUAUUAAAUAUUUUAAUUUCUAUCAAAAACAUUUUUGAGGGGGACGUGGCAGUAUAGAUUACAGGAUUAAAGUGUAUUUUGGCAUUUAUUAAAUUUUUAUUAUGGUAUAAUUUUCGUUUACUAAUUAACUAACCUAUAAAGAUUAAAGCUAAACAGCUGCUAAGUGUUUCUAUUCACACGUUUCGAAAAUAAACAAAUAAGUAUGUACGAAUAUGCGCAUAAAUCUAAUUUAAUCUCACAUUUGCUUGAGUGUUUUUCAACAAUGCAAGAAUAUCAAGAGUCAUCUAAUGAUGUCGGUUCGGUAUGCUUUCGACAGGAAAAAGUCUUAAAACAACUACAAGAACUUAAACAACAGAUGGCCAAUAUUCGCGCAUCUCUCGGUUUCUGUCAAAAAAGUCCCCAACACACUGGUAAACCAAGUGUGCGGAAUGGAGGUUUACGUGAGGAAUCUCUGCAUGAUAUUGUUAUCAACGGACACCCUAAUUUCAUACCAUAUGCCCUAUUAGCAUUGAAGAAUGCAUGGAAGAAUCUUUUCACCAUUGAUGUGAGAACAUUUAAACAUUCAACAAUGCCUGAUAUUGGAAAAGAAGCAAGCGAAUUCGAAAAUAAAUUGGCACAAGUAAAGGUAGACCCAUCAAAACUGAAAGUGAAUGUGUCACUUAUUUGGAAAAACUGUGAACAUACUGAAAUGAUCAGUUCACCCACUAUGUACGUCCCUAUUUAUGGAGAAGUUAAUAUUAUUCGAUAUUUUGGUCGAGUUGGACCAGAGGAAUACCGUUACGAAGAUUCGCCAAACUGCAAUGAAAUCGAUGCUGUGCUGGACAUAUGUUAUCAAUUGUUGCGGUGUAUUACCAGCAAAAGCCGCGCCUCAAUGCUACGUGCACUCAAUCUUCGGCUGGGCAAACAAAAAUAUUUUGGUGGUGACAAAAUAUCGAUUGCCGAUAUUGGUGUGUACAGCUCGUUGAAGCGUUUGCCGAUAAUAACUCCUAAGGACUUUACGCCAACAUUGACUGAAUGGAAAAAACGCGUACAACUUGUUACACAGCUGUAAAAUAAGUUUGUAAUAAUUGAAUAUCUUGUACUUGGUACAUGCUUAAUUACAUACAUAUGUAAAGUAAAUGAAUGCAAUUAUUUUUUUCUUUUGUAAAAAAGUUAACUUUUAUUGCAAACUAAAAAUGCGCAUUAUUUGUAUGUUCCACUUAAUUCUAUGACAUAGCUUUACCCUAACUGGGCGUUGCCUAAUAAUGUAAAAAGUCAUAUUUAAUUGUAAUUGCAAAGAUCUGAUCUUUGAUAUUUGCACUAAAAUUUUUUUAUUAACAAAGUGAAAUUUUAAAUUUCACUCUCAUGGGCUUUUCUUCUGGUUGGAAGAAACUUCCCACAAAUAUAAAAGCCAAAAGCGUUAUAUUCAUCUCUCA